Dromaius novaehollandiae (emu) is the source of this 1541-nucleotide messenger RNA. RefSeq names its product granzyme A-like. The coding region runs from base 77 to 871 and encodes 264 amino acids. Lineage: Eukaryota; Metazoa; Chordata; Aves; Casuariiformes; Dromaiidae. Gene Ontology annotation, biological process: proteolysis. The transcript is spliced from 5 exons. The record is from RefSeq and is a predicted model, not a curated record. Gene Ontology annotation, molecular function: serine-type endopeptidase activity.
AGGAGAAACAAAACCCACAUCCUUUUCAUUUAGAUAUAUAUUAAACAGUGGAUAGGGGAGAACCCAGGCAGAAAUCAUGGGGGCUUUCUUCACCUUGCCCAGCUCUUUUGCUGUCAUUCUCCUGGUAAUUCCUGGAGCUUUGUGUGUGGAUAUCAUUGGAGGACAUGAAGUGGCACCUCACUCAAGACCAUUUAUGGCUCUAAUUAGCGGAGAAAAUGGAGCAAAAAUAUGCGGAGGAGCUUUAAUCAAGGAAAACUGGGUGUUAACAGCUGCCCACUGUGAAAUGAGAAAAAGCAACAUUAUUCUUGGAGCUCAUUCACUGCUAAAAAGAGAGAGAGAACAACAAGUUUUUCAGAUUGCAAAACAAAUUCCCUACCCAUGCUACUCUCCUAACAGUAGAGAAAACGAUAUAAUGCUGCUGCAGCUUAAAAAAAGGGCAAAACUUAAUAAAGCUGUGAAAAUCAUUCCGUUGCCUAACUCAGAUGAUGAUCCCAAAGCAGGAACAAGUUGCACAGUAGCAGGAUGGGGAAAAACUCACAAUAACCUGAAAAAAGGUUCUAAUACACUACGGGAAGUCAACGUCACUGUCAUUGAUAGAAGAAUAUGCAACGAUUGGAAGCAUUAUAAUGGCAAGCCUGUCAUAACAGAGAAUAUGAUAUGCGCUGGGGCUACGAAAGGCGGAAAGGACUCAUGUUCUGGGGAUUCAGGUGGACCUUUAAUAUGCAAUAAUGUGAUGAGAGGCAUCACUUCUUUUGGAAGGGCCAACAGGUGCGGUGCUGCUGACAGCCCUGGUGUCUAUACUCGACUCACAAAGCAAUACCUUCUAUGGAUAAGAAAAACCAUAGGGGGAGAUUUACAGACCGGAUUUUGACCAGCCAAUUUCCUACUUUGUUCUUGUGUAACAAAACCUUGUUACCUUGUUUUGCGAUAUACAUUAUAAAAUAGCUUCGUGAUAGUGGUAAAAGAGGUAUUCCCAUGCUGAGCUUUAGCAGCUUUAUUUCUUUAGGGAUGAAACUGCAUGUCUGCUUUCAGAACAGAGGCAACCUGAACAGGGCCAGAACAGAGCACUCUACAUUAACAGCAUUUGUAGUUUAUACUCUCAGGCAUGGAGUCAUUAGACAGGUAUUUGUGACUCAGGCUUCCGGCAUUCUUGUGCUGAACAUUUAAACCGAGCUCUACAUGGAUAAAUAUUUCUGACCAAGAACCUACUACUCCAGCUGUUUGGGUCCUGACUGCAUGUUGAGUACAUAUUGCAUUCUUCUGUAUCUAGACUUCUGCAAAACCCCCUGAAAGUAAAUGAGGUGCAGGUACAACUCCAGAUAUCUGAAAAACUGAGUAGUUUCUCUGCAGCAGAACUCCUGAUUUUACAGGUGGAAGGAACUGGUAAGCUUUAGGAAAUGAAGUCUCAGCAACUGGACCAUUUGGACAGUUUGAUUGUGAGACAGAAUAAGUGUGUGUUUUCUAACAUGCAUGCAUUUGAAACCUCUGUCUUUCACACUUUAAUGUACUUUGCAUUUAAUAAAGAAUGGCAAUAAAAUCUA